This is a messenger RNA of Suillus clintonianus, 793 nucleotides long. RefSeq lists its product as uncharacterized. The record is from RefSeq and is a predicted model, not a curated record. Lineage: Eukaryota; Fungi; Basidiomycota; Agaricomycetes; Boletales; Suillaceae. Bases 98 to 349 code for a protein of 83 amino acids. The transcript is spliced from 7 exons.
GAGCUCGUGUUGCGGACCGGCGGUAUAUAAGAACCCAACUUUAGCAUCAGAAGUGCCAUCUGAUAUCUUUCUCAACAAAUAAUUUUGACUCACCAUCAUGUUCGCUCGCCUCGCCUCUCCUUUCCUCUAUGCUCUGCUUGCCUCGACAUUCUUUGUUAGUACAAGCUAUGCAGCCUAUGCUGUCUCGAUGACCAAUUGCCCCGCGCCCUGCCCGAGUCGAACGCCGACGCAUGAACCUUCUGGGACUAUACAAACUACGAGUGAGGCGCAACAGGUCGGCGGCCGUGGUAUCACCACUGCCACUACCACAACUACAACUAGUAUGGCCACGGCCGUGCCCGGGAACUGACUUCGUUCCUCGAAGUUAAAGUAGAACUUGAAAUCAGUGAACGGCGACAGGCAGACUCGAUGAUACUAUAAACUCCGUUUUUUGUAAUUUCAUGUGGGGUGGCCAUAUUGGUUACUCAGAUACAUUAGAAAAACUUGAAUUAGUAGACGAUCGAUGCGGAUAACUUGGAGAUCCAUUUGUGUUUACUGGCUAGGAUGAUGAACAUCUUCAAGUUAACGUUGAUGUUGGGACUUCUACAUAGCACUUGCCCAGAUAAAUCUGUUCUAGUAGGGCCGUGCAUGCAAAAAUAACAUGAAUCUUGGAAUCUGCAACGCCAAAUCGUCAUGCAUCACUGAAAUUCAAUUUUCGCUGUCAAGUCUUAUAAGUGUAAAGCCUAAUACCUAUAGCCAUAGCUCCGUAGCCAACAACUACCGGUACCCUCUCAUUCAUACUGAAAUUGGCAGC